This is a messenger RNA of Papaver somniferum (opium poppy), 326 nucleotides long. Its product is annotated as protein NAR1-like. The transcript is spliced from 3 exons. Lineage: Eukaryota; Viridiplantae; Streptophyta; Magnoliopsida; Ranunculales; Papaveraceae. The record is from RefSeq and is a predicted model, not a curated record. Bases 1 to 252 code for a protein of 83 amino acids.
AUGUCGGCAAAAUUCUCACAAACUUUACAAAUCAGUGAUCUCAAUGAUUACAUCGCACCAUCACAAGCUUGCAUAGUCUCUCUAAAUGGGACUACGACUGCUAAGAAGCAGGAGACAUCCCAGAACCAAGUGGUGAUUGCACCUUCUGUCAAACAAUUGGACAUGAAACCAGUUAAAAUUUCAUUGAAGGACUGCUUGGAGUGCAACAUAGAGCAUGGAUCUGUGUUGCUGUGUUGUUGCUGUCUUGGCUAGGGAUACAAGGAUGAGAAGAAGAUGGUCAAUGAAGCAGAUGGUGCUGCUGUGGAUAGACGGAGGAUGAAAGUAGA